Molecule: messenger RNA, 912 nt
Organism: Dacryopinax primogenitus
Lineage: Eukaryota; Fungi; Basidiomycota; Dacrymycetes; Dacrymycetales; Dacrymycetaceae
Product: NADP-binding protein
Exons: 5
Coding region: 116-817 (233 amino acids)
Molecular function (GO): oxidoreductase activity
Source: RefSeq, a predicted model, not a curated record
CGAUGAGCUCGGUCCUCCCGGUCCGACGUUGAUGCGUACACCGUUGUUCUGUAUGGAGAAAUGAGCUCACACCUCCACCGUGACUCGCUGUCAUGCGACAUCAAACAACAUCAACAUGUCCACCACCUGGUUGAUUACUGGUACUUCUCGCGGCCUCGGGUACGAGUUUGUUCGACAGCUCGUCGAGGACCCGGCCAAUACCGUUUUCGCCACAUGUCGCACACCGGAAAAGGCAGAAAAACUGCAUGCCCUCAAGCCCAAGGGGAAGCUGCAUAUUCUCCAACUGGACCAGGAGGACAAAACAAGCGUGGAUAAGGCUGCCAAGGAGGUCGAGAAACUGUUAGAGGGGAAAGGUCUUGAUUACUUGCUGAACAGCGCUGCUGCCCAAUACGGAGGGAACGACUCUGCCGUCACCCUGGAUUCACAACAGUUCAUGGACACGAUCAAGAACUGCGUCCUUGGGCCUGCGCUUGUCGUUCAGGCGCUUGUCGCCCUCGUCGAGAAAGGCAACAAGAAGGUUAUCAUGAACAUGACGAGCGGUCUUGCGAGCAUUGGAUUGGACUGCGGGCCAAAGAAUGCGAGCUACAGUAUUGCUAAGACGGCGUUGAACAUGUACACCUACAAGCUAGCCAAGGAGAAGCCAGAUCUUAUCACGUUUGUUAUUGACCCCGGCUGGGUUAAGACUGAUAUGGGUGGACCGGGUGCCAUGCUCGAACCGGAUUUCUCGAUCGGCAACAUGCUCAAGACGAUCAAGGGCGCGACGCAGAAGGACUCGGGCACUUUCAAACGGUAUAAUGGCGAGCCGAUCCCGUGGUAGAUGCUAUGUGGAAAGGAGGUGAAGUAGGCAGAGUCGCAUUACCACGAGAUGGAUACAUGAGAUCAAGCGUCUGGACAUGGAGAGCUUGCCUUGCU